AUGGAUUUCAAAUCAAAAACAUGGCCAGAUUUGAAUGCAAACGGUUCGUUAUCAGAAAAUUCAAUUAUUAUUCAAAAAUUUAAUAUUCUUACAUCGAAUCAAUAUAUUUCUACUCCACCAUCAAAAGCAAUUCGAAAUAAACAAUUUAGAAAGCCACCAGUACCAUCACGUUAUGUACUACCAAAAGUCAAUAAUGAUGCAACAAAAUUAAAACCAUUAACUAAUAGCAAGAAUACUACUCCAUUAACAACUAAUGAUAAUAAAGAAGAUAUUAUUGUUCCAGUUGUUAAUAAUAACAUAGAAACUAAACAACAAUCACAUUUAGAAGAGUUAAAUAAUCAAAAAAAUCUACCUGAUCAAAUUAAAUCUUUAAAUGAUACAAUUACUAGUAAUCAGGAUAGAAUAAAAGAUAUUACUAACACUCCUAAAUUAAUAAUAAAUCGUAGUAAUCGUUAUCAAACAAAUAAAAUAGAAGUUGAAACAAAAGAAAACGAUGAAAAAUCAAUUGAAAAACAAGAAACAUUAGAUUUAUUAGUCAAAAUAAAAGACAGUACUAGUGCAAUAACUAUUGGUCCUAUGCCAUUGUCUUUACAAGCUUGUCGUUUUGAAUUACCAUAUGAUUUAAAAAUACUUGAAAUAAUAACACCACUUGAUUAUCUUACUAAUUAUUGUCGUUUAUCAUCACGUCGACAAUAUCAAUUUAAACGUUUAUUUAAUAGAUAUCGUAAUAGAGAUUAUCUUUUUGAAUCAUCCUAUUUAUAUUUAUCAAUGAUUUCUAUACAUAAAGAAAAUUUUACACGUACACAAUUUAAUUAUCUUUGUGAAUUAAUUGAUUUAGAAAAACAGGAAUAUGAAUUCAAAUUUGAGACAUAUGCUGGUAUAUUAGCAUUAUGUGAACGAAUUAUAUAUUAUUCAUUAAAGUUAUAUGAUGAAAAUGAUAAUUUACAAUUAACAAAACAUGCAAUAGAAAAAUGUGAUUUUUAUGGUUUAGAUAGAAAACUUGAUGGAUUAGCUAUUAGUGAUACUAUGAAACAAUUGUUACGUGCACUGUAA
Molecule: messenger RNA, 1053 nt
Organism: Rotaria sp. Silwood1
Lineage: Eukaryota; Metazoa; Rotifera; Eurotatoria; Philodinida; Philodinidae
Source: the annotation of a GenBank genome assembly